ACCAAACUUUUUUCUAAAACCUUUCGUUGUGAUUUUCUUGUAUAUAGCGAAAUUUAUAAGGGCUAUCUUUGCUUCGGUCAUGUUCUUAAGUAUCUUCGUAUAGCAUGUAAUUUUGUCUUCAUGGAGAAUCUUAUGUCUUACUCUUGUUUUCUUCGAAUGUUCCCCUCUUUGAUAUGUUUUUGGGUCUUCCUUCCUUUUGUGAUAAUGAUGAUGAUGCUCUAUUGAUCUCAACCAGCUACCCCGUAACUCCCCACUUGUCUCUCCUUCUACACCACCACCUAAUGUUCCUAUGAGUUGCUCCCUGCAAUCCAUGUUGGAUAUGCCACUUAAGUUGCAUCAAGAUUAUGUUACCUACAGGGUUUAUCCCAUUCUCAUCCCCACUGGCUACUCCCAAGCCAAGGGGAAUCCGAAUUGGGAAUGUGCGAUGACUGAAGAGAUCGAUGUUCAUCACACCAAUCAGAAUUUACUUGUCGUUCCUAGUCCUUCUCUAGUUGUGGAUUCUCGUUGGGUGUUUAUCAUUAAGUUUAAGCAUGAUGGUUCCCUAGAUCGCUAUAAGGCUUUUGUAGUUGCCCAAGGAUUCAGUCAAGAAUAUGGUGUUGAUUUUGAAGAGACAUUUGCUCAUGUUGCUGAAAUGGUCUUUGUCAGUUCUCUUCUUGUUGUAGCUUUACUUCGUUAGUGACCCCUUUAUCAGCUUGAUGUGAAGAACAACUUUUUACAUGGUGAUUUCAAGGAAACUGUCUAUAUGGAGCUUCCGCGUGGUUACUCUCAUGGCUCCUCUAACAAGGUCUGUUUGCUUAAGCGUUCUCUUUAUAAUCUCAAGCAGGCACCGCGUGCUUGGUUAGACAAGUUCCAGUCUAUUGUCUUGGGCUUGGCUUUUCGGCAGAGUCUUAAUUAUCGGCCUCCAUGCCUGCCCACCGCUCCUCGUGCGAUCUUAUGGAGCUCUCUCUGUGUUGAUGACAAGAUUGUUAGUGGUGAUGAUGCGGCCGGGAUUAAGGCUCUUGCUCAAGGGUUGCACGCGUCCUUUACAUUGAAAGAACUUGGUGCGCUCUCUUACUUGUUGAGUCUUAAAUUACAACGAUCUAAGGCUAGUAUUCUUCUCCGUCAGAAUAAAUACAUUGAUGAUCU
This is a messenger RNA of Linum trigynum, 1125 nucleotides long. NCBI's taxonomy places the organism in Eukaryota, Viridiplantae, Streptophyta, Magnoliopsida, Malpighiales, Linaceae. The record is from the annotation of a GenBank genome assembly.